AUGCGCACCUGCAUACCGUCCCUGGGCUCCGAUCAGUUCGACGGCGACAACCCCUCGGAGGCUCGGCAGCAGUCGAGCUUCUUCAACUGGUUCACCUUCUGCCUGUCCAUCGGGUCCGUCGCCGGCCUGAUCCUCGUCGUGUGGCUCGAGGACACCAGAGGAUGGGGCAUUGGAUUUGGCCUGAGCGCCCUCUUGAUUCUCGUCGGGUUGCUGGUUUCUGCCGCUGGCCUCCCUUUGUACCGCAACCGUGUGCCUCAAAGGCAGCGCCCUAACCAGAGUCCUGCAGACUCAUCAUCGAUACUGUCUACUGCCUCCCAGGUUUUUGUUGUGGCGUUUAAAAACAGGAAGCUUGAGCUUCCUGAGAAGAUGGAGGAAACACAGCAAAAUAACAGCCUAAAAUUUCUGGACAAAGCCUGUGUGAAGACCAACACCGGAGGAGAAGGAGAUGGACCUUGGUCGGUCUGCAGCGCGGCAAAAGUAGAGGAGACCAAGAUCGUUCUACGCAUGCUGCCUCUCGUCUUCAGCUCAACGGUGGCCCACGUAUCGAGCUCUCUGCUAAUCGCGUUCACCGUCCAGCAGGGCGCGACGACGAACACGAAGCUGGGGAAGGUGCACGUCUACCCCGCGAUGCUCUUCAUCGUCCCCUCCAUCUUCCAGACGCUGAUGCUGGUGGCCUACGACCGGCUCCUCAUGCCGCUGCUGCGGCGGCGCACGGGCUACACGGGGGGCAUCACGCAGCUGCAGCGCGUCGCCAUGGGCUUCCUGGCCGCGUCCGUCGCCCCGGCCGUCGCGGCGGUCGUCGAGAGGAAGAGGAAGGGCACGGUGGCGGCCGGCGGCCACAUCUCCCUCUUCUGGCUGGCGCCACAGUUCUUCCUGAUCGGCGUGGAGGACACCACCGCCUUCGUGGGGCUGCUCGAGUUCUUCACCGCCGAGGCGCCCGACGGCAUGAAGUCCAUCGGCGUGGCGUUCUUCUGGUGCCAUGCCGGGUGCCAUGCCGAGAUGGCCUCGCUGCUGGGCACGCUGCUGGUGAGGCUGGUGAACAGGGUCACCCACAGCAGCAGUGCACCUGGGUGGCUGGAGGGGAAGGACCUCAACAGCAGCCACCUUGAUCUCUUCUACUGGGUUGUCACGGCUGUGUCAUUUCUUGGCUGGCUCAAUUACCUCUACUGGGCCAAGAGGUACAAGUACCGACAGGAUCGACGGAUUUCCACCAAGUCCCCCGAUGAGGACGGCUAUAUGCCUUGA
This is a messenger RNA of Miscanthus lutarioriparius, 1245 nucleotides long. NCBI's taxonomy places the organism in Eukaryota, Viridiplantae, Streptophyta, Magnoliopsida, Poales, Poaceae. The record is from the annotation of a GenBank genome assembly.